Messenger RNA from Paramacrobiotus metropolitanus, 1238 nucleotides. RefSeq lists its product as uncharacterized. NCBI's taxonomy places the organism in Eukaryota, Metazoa, Tardigrada, Eutardigrada, Parachela, Macrobiotidae. The record is from RefSeq and is a predicted model, not a curated record. The transcript has 4 exons. Bases 134 to 1123 code for a protein of 329 amino acids.
UUUCCAUUUCUUGGUCGCAUUCACACGUUACAGUCCGAAAGCGUAGUUUCCAUCUGAAGCUGAAAGGUCAUCAGUCGAAAGGGUAGUUUCCAUCUGAAAGCUGAAGCAUUCAAUAUCUGUCCAUUAACAUAACAUGAGCUAUUUAUAUUCCUGGAUUGUUUUUUUCGGGUGUUCCGGCCUUGUUACAGUGCAAGGCUUCUACGGCAGUGACAACAGCAGUUUUGGUGGUUAUGGAGACACCGGAAAUCCUCACGGCGGUGGUCCACAAGGCGGCGGUCACUAUGUUGAUCCCCAAUCGCCGAUGCAGCACGGAGGCCUAGGGAUGCUACAGGGAAGACGUCUCCCUAAUUCCACCAAUUCCCAGAUGUCUCCGCAGCUGCCGAUUUACUCCGGAAGUGGAGGAAUACCCAUGAUCUUCAUGAAUCCGGAUAAGGCUGUAGCUGACGCAUUUUCUGCCAUACUGAGCAGCAUCUUUAAUUCUCGGGGGAUGCCAAUGCCGUUCUCAGUCGGGGCAGCCAAUACCGUUCUUGCUCCAGGACUACCAGGAGCACCAUUGCCCGUGCAGGCCAGUGCUGGGAACCCAUAUGCAUUAUACAACGGAAGCGAUGUUGCAGAAGCUUAUGGUGUGUACGGGAACCGAUCGACUGACAAUGCGUUUGGACGCUACGGCGGCAACGGAAGCCGCAUGGACGAUCAGUGGGGAAUCGGAACAGGUUUUGGAAGUAACCGCAGUGGACUAAACACCGGCGGAUUCCAUGGCUACGGCAUGGGCGGUGGCCCAUACGGUCGGAAUUUCAGCAGUUUUAACGGCAGUUCGCCACCAGCGAUAAUCGCGGUGCCCGUCGGACCGAUGAUGAGCGGAAACUUUGGGUCAGGGCCGCAGAUCAAUAGCUUUGGUGGAACGGUAUAUCAGUUUCCGGGUGCCACAUCGGUGAACAUCGGUUUGCCGGCACCUUCACCCAGCUUAAUUGUCCCACCAGGGAUCCUCCGGGUCCAGUUUUCUUUUUCCGGAACAAUUGCCUUUAUUCCAUUCUCGCAUAAUGCGAGUGCAGCGCAUAAUGCGAGCGCAGAAUAUAGAUAUAGUAAACUGAUCCCUAGAAAUGAAAGUGGACAUGUACCGUAGUGAACGCUUCUGUGGAUUCUGACUGUGUCUUUCUAAUUCCUACCCUAUUAGUUUUCUUGAAUCGGUCUACAUAAUGGUGUUUGGUAGGUUUGCGAUGGUGUUGUAACCUGUCAGU